AAUUUGGUUCAUCAGACAACAAUCUGUUCUCAACUUGGUUAUCUGCUCGCUCUUCCCCACUUUAAAAAGGCCUCGCGUCUUCACGUGACCCAGCUGAGCACGAGGACUCCAGCGCACCUGCAUUUAUCCACUUAAUUAAUCAAACCUGUCGUUUCGGUCUCGUUCAGACCAAACAGUCCGCUGGUAUUGACAGUGAUGAUGGCUGAAUCUCGGAGGAUUCAGUUGACCACGUUGUCCUGUGAUGCAGCCUCACCUUCAUCCACUGUAGCGCCAGCCUCGGCCCCUACACCUCCGCCAGGUGUUCAGCAGGAGAAAGAACCCCGUCCAGGCGUCGACACAGUCCGACUGGUGCUCUCAUUGUUUGAGUCUGACGAGAGGUGUUUCCCGGAGUUCAGCUACAGUCAGCUCGUUGAAAAGAAGAGCAAAUGCACAAAAGAAAAAGUCCCACUGAGCAGAUUUGAAAAGGAAGAAAAGAUAGAAGAUGAUGAGAUGGCUGCUAUUGCAAAGAAGCUGGAGGAGAAAUAUGGCAACAAACCGAAGAAAAAGAAGGACCGCAUUCAAGAUCUGAUUGAUAUCGGAUAUGGUUAUGAUGACGAGGAUUCUUUUAUUGACAACUCAGAGGCUUAUGAUGAAUUUGUGCCAGCUUCCAUCACAACCAAAUUUGGAGGGUUUUACAUAAAUUCAGGCGUGCUGCAGUUCAGACAGACUUCUGACACUGAGGACCUCACACAGGAUGGGAACACACCUGAGCACUCCAAGAAACGCAAACUAAAUGGUGUCAAAGACAAACCAAAGAAGAAGCCAUGCAGAGAGGAUGGAGAGAUGAAAGUUGAGGUGGAUCUGGAGUCAAGCACUUUGCCUAAAGUUAGACCAAACAGCGAGAUGAAGAAGAAAAAGAAGAAGAAAGUGUCUGGAACGUUAAGCGUCACCAGCAUGUUGAAGAAGUUUCAAAGAGAGAAAGAGAAGGACCGACAGAAAACGGACAAAGCGAAUCAGAGGACGGCUGCUGUCAUGGGAGUACCCUCAAUCCCUCUGUGCCCGGCAGAUGCAGCGGGGGGUGGAGGUUCUGGGCUGACCGACCCCCUCCUCAGUUUAAUCGGAUCAACCAAUGACCACGCUCUGAUUCAGGCAGCCAACGCAGUGGACUUUGAUAUAGAUUUGGACUCUUUGUUAGAGGACAGUGAGGAACUGUCAUCAAAGAUGGGUUCUCAACCUGCAGCAGUGGUGCAGCUUUGCCAACCAAAAACUGAAGACCACACUGAGUCUGAUGCUGCUCCCCCUGAAGCCCAAGCUCAUAACACAAAGACUAACCUGCAGCUGAAGCCUCAACCUGAGCAAAUCCAGCUCCUGCCACAGACCAGUUCUACCUCAGCUCAGUGUGUCCCACUGCCAGAGGGACUUCCUGCAGGACUGGAAGGCAGCAUUCAAAAACUCAUGGUGGCUGCAAAGACCUCAGAGGGCGAGUCAAAGCUCAAAUUCUUCACUCCAGAGAUCAACUCCAUCCUGCUUAAUAUUGAGCUGCAGUGUCGGGAGCAGGGUGGACAGCUGCGCUCCAAGGUGUACUCUCACCUGACGUCCUUCCUCCCCUGCAGCAGAGACACGCUCCUCAAACGUGUGAAGAAGCUGUUAGUCGCACACACGGAGGAGCCGCCAAAUGUGGAGGAUCCAGUGCAUAAACUCAAAGAGGCCGUUAGCAAAGAGAAGGAGCCCCCCAAUGUGGAGGAUCCAGUGCAUAAACUUAAGGAGGCCAUCGGAAAAGCCAUGCCCGAGCAGAUUGCAUGUUUCCAUGAAAACUGUCAAGCAUAUGAACAAGUCAAGGCGUCAAAAGCAACAGAAGAGGAGAAAGAAGGCAGUCAGAAGAUGAAUGUUGGCCCAGAGGACAAUGUGGAGGAGAAAGGUGGGAAAAGAGGAGGACCUAAGAAGUUGUUCAAAUGGAAUGAAGAGAUCAGGGAGUGCCUGUGUAAUGUGUUGAAAGUGAAAAUGGAGGCACAUAAUAAAGAAAGAAAAGGGAGCCAGGAGAUGGAGGAGUACCUUAAGACCCUGUUGGACAAUGAAGUGAAACCGCUCUGGCCAAAAGGGUGGAUCCAGUCAAGGGUGCUCGUAAGAGAGAGCAAGAAAAUGUUGGGCCUCUCUACGUGUCCACUAGUAAAGAGGGCGAGGCCGGAGAAGAAGCAGCAGCAGCCAUCUAUCUGUGGUCCUCCUGUUAUGUCAGGUGCUUGCAGCGUUGUCCAGGGAUCUCCACUGCAGCCUCAAGAAACAGAUGACGUCUUCAUAGUGGAUCCAGUUAUCUCAACUACUGUAUCACUGGGGGGUGUGAAGAAGGAAGUUGCAGCCUUACCAAAAGUGAAGGAUAAAACAGGAGGAGGUGUGGCAGCAGGUGUUUCCUUGACCCCUGCUGAGUCAGGUGGACCCCCAGUCAUCACCACGUCUGCUCCCACUCCUUCACUCCUGGACCUCCUGGCCGAUCAGGCUCUGGCGCAGCAGCAGCCUCUGUCUGUGUCGCAGGAGCUCCUGGCAGCAGCUGUUGCGAAAUACCAACAUUCAGUUCGACACUGGAGCUUCGGGUUUGACCUCAAAAGUCCUCCUCUUCCUCCUCCGCCUCCUCAGUCCAGCCCCGUCAGUUUCCCUGUGAGCGGGGCGUGUCAGGUCGUUGUGCCACAGUUGCUGCAGAUUGGAGACUUUGCCCGGAACAUGAAUGCUGGACAAGCUCUGAUCAUCUCGGAUGACUCUGACACAACGAUUCAGUGACUAACUACGAUGCAGACGGACACACAAUCAAGAGCUGUUCCUUAACAAAGACUUGGACACCCAACGGAAAACUUCCUCUUGUUCUACCAAACCUGAUGAGUGAUGAUUUUGAUGUUUACAGUGAACAGCUUGUUGACUUUGACAAUCCAGCAGAAGUUUAUAAGUUUACAUCAGUGUGAUAUUUUGUCUGCAGUUAAAGCUGUGGUCUCAGCAGAAUGUGUGUUCAUGUGCUGUCUGUCAUUUUAACUUGUAUUUGAAUACAUUAAUGGUCUUUGAUGGGAAGAAACUUGUCACUGAAGCCAGUAGAGAAAAAACAAGAUUUUCCAGAAUAAAUCCUAAAUUUCUAAAACCAAUGAAGUCGUAAUUCAACAAGAAUCAGGUCAUCAUUUUAGUCAAUGGUUGACCUAGACUUUAUUCCUAUCUCAGAUUUAUCCUCAUAAUUUUAUGACUUAAAUCUGGAAAUCUUAAUUUUUCUUCCUUAACUCGGCCCUCAGCCUCCGUCAUAGAAGCAUGUGUGGUGUCAACCCAUGGAAAGAGAAGUAGCACUCUAACUUAUGAGCACAGAGAUGAACAUCCCCCUCCCAAACUUUGACCAUUAUCUAUUUCUAAAUAGAUAUUGAGAGGUUUAACAUCUACUCAUAGAAUUACUUCUCACAAUGACCACUGAGUGAUGGUUUUCUUUGAAAUGUGAAUGAUUUACUUUGAAUUAAUAAAUGAUAAAGAGCUGCCA
Notolabrus celidotus (New Zealand spotty) is the source of this 3478-nucleotide messenger RNA. RefSeq names its product ubinuclein-1-like. Gene Ontology annotation, cellular component: nucleus. The record is from RefSeq and is a predicted model, not a curated record. The coding region runs from base 196 to 2748 and encodes 850 amino acids. The transcript is spliced from 14 exons. NCBI's taxonomy places the organism in Eukaryota, Metazoa, Chordata, Actinopteri, Labriformes, Labridae.